AUGCCGAAUCCCCAGCCUGCCACGCUGGGUGCCCAGCCACAGGUGGUCCUGCCCUACCUCAUGCGAAUUCCCCCAAGCCUGCCACUGCGAGUGCCAAGCCAAGGGGUCCUGCCUCCUCAUGCCGACAUCCCCCAGCCUGCCACUGGUGCCACCAAGCGGUCCUGGCCUACCUCAUGCGAACCAGCCUCCACUGCGGUUGCCAGCCAAGGGUUCCUGCCUUUACUCAUGCCCCUGCCACUGACCGGUGCAGCCAAGGUGAUCCUGGCCUACCUCAUGCCGAAUCCCCAGACCUGCACUGCAGCGCCCAGACCAAGUGUCCAUGCCUACUCUGCCGAAUACCCCAGCCUGCCCACUGGCGGUGCCGCCAAGGGUCCUGACCUCACCUCAUGCCGAAUCCCCAGCCUGCCACUGAGGUCCAGCCAAGGGUCCUGUCCUACCUCAUGCCCAUAUUCCCCCAGCCUGCCACUGUCGGCUGCAGCCAGGGGUCCUGCCUACCUCAUGCCAAUGCCCCAGCCUGCACCACGGGUCCAGCCAAGGGGUCCUGCCUACCUCAUCGCGAAUCCCCCAGACCUGCCCACGGGUGCCAGCCAACGGGUCCUAGCCCUACUCAUGCACCGAACUCCCCAGCCUGCCACUGGGGUGCCAGCCAAGGCGGUCCCUGCGCCACCUCAUUGCCGAAUCCCCAAGGCCCUGCCACUGUCGUCCACCAAGGGGUCCAUGCCUACCGUCAUUGCCUGA
Molecule: messenger RNA, 738 nt
Organism: Pomacea canaliculata
Lineage: Eukaryota; Metazoa; Mollusca; Gastropoda; Architaenioglossa; Ampullariidae
Product: extensin-like
Exons: 2
Coding region: 1-738 (245 amino acids)
Source: RefSeq, a predicted model, not a curated record